Molecule: messenger RNA, 2796 nt
Organism: Cercopithifilaria johnstoni
Lineage: Eukaryota; Metazoa; Nematoda; Chromadorea; Rhabditida; Onchocercidae
Source: the annotation of a GenBank genome assembly
AUGUCCGGAAUGGGAAAUAACUUAUAUAAAUUUAUAAAUUUACCUCCACGUCCUCAUAUCGAAAAAAACCCAUCUGCCCUCAAACUAGUUGCUUCAUUCACGGCAUUUAGUUUGACCAUGUUGUUGGUCCGUGGCCCGCCGUCCUAUGUCUCGCUAUGUAUCGGUACGUUUCGAUUGUUGGAGAAGUUGUGUAAUAGUAGUGCUCGAAGAACGCUCACGACAUCUGCUUCAAAUAGUUCAGUUCCUAAUCAGAAAGAUCAAAAAAGUUGUAAUGUUGCGAUAAAUGGGUACGACAUUGAAUCUACUAAUAAGAACCAGCAAGAGGGAGUGGAGAUGGAAGACGAAGGAAGUAAUGAUUCAAAGCGCGUACGUCAUCAUCGUGAAUCAGCAGAAGUUGCUAGAAAACGAUUGAAGUUGGAUCUAAAAAGCUCUGUUGAUCGUGGAAUUGUUGAAAAUGGUUCAGAAUCGAAUGAAUCAAGAGAGGGUUCUUGUGAACGUAAUGAUUGUGGUCAUUUGAAAAAAUGUGCUUUGGAUAUUUCACCCCUGUGCUAUGGACGUGAAAAUAGUAGAAGUACACAUCAUACAGAUGGAAAUUAUAACAAAACUUUUCACCACAUUUCGAAGGGCGAGCAUGUUUGUUGUGCAUGUUAUGAUGAAAUAUGGAAAUCCGGUCGAACUGGUAAUGAUCGUUUUAAUGAGUGGAAAGGAAAAUGGGCUUCUGAAAGUCGUUGCACCCCAUGUAUACGAUUGUACAUUCAGGAUCAGUUACUUCCAUUUUGGUUGCAAUGCAAACUUUGCAAAAAGUUCAGACAUUUGCCUACUACUGUGAGGAGUAUAAACCGUGAGGACGUCGAGAGAUUUAUUUGUGGUAGUCAUACCGAAGCCGAUAAAGGUGGUACAAAUUACUCAUGUGACGUUGAAGAGGAAGAGUGUGUUCAAGAGGCUUCCGAAACGUUAUGGAUAAAGUCGGUCAGCAUUCCACCCUUAUUGCAUAAUUCACCUGCAGCUCCGUUUUUGCGACAUGAAUAUUACUAUGAUGAAGUAGGAAUUAGUCCUACUAAUGAAAUAUUUGAACAUGAAAGUGUACGAGGCUUUAUGCGCCCAUUCAAUAUUCCACACGAACAGUCGAUGGCAUUUUGUUUACGACCAGAUGUUAUGGAAUAUGAUGAAUUACACAGCUUCCCAGAAUAUGCUACUGAACCAGUUGCUUAUUUGGCUAUGCGAAAUCUUGUCAUUGCUUUAUGGAAUCUCAAUCCAUUUCAAUAUUUAACUGUGGAGUACUGCAUUCCAUACCUGAUUUGUCGGGGUCUUGCGCGAGUUUGGUAUAUUAAUGAAUUAAAUCGUGUUAUCAACUUUCUUAAUCUUAAGUCUCUUAUCAAUUAUGGUGUGUUAAAUUUCCCGAAAACUUCAAUGCUCACAUCAAAAUACAAUGACAUGGAAGUGGUCAUUGUUGGAGCUGGGAUCAGUGGUUUAACUGCGGCUCGACAGCUCCGUUCGUUUGGUGCUCGAGUAAAGGUCCUAGAAGCAAAAGGAAAAUUAGGCGGACGACUAUUGGAUGAUUGGUCGUUGGGCGUUGCAGUUGGCAGCGGUGCGCAACUUAUCACUGGAAUUAUUAACAACCCAAUUGUUUUAAUGUGCGAACAAAUAGGUGUUGUUUAUCGCGCGGUGAAAGACGAAUGUCCGUUGUUGGAUGCGGGAACUGGAAAACGAGCAUCGAGUAUUUGUGAUCGGAUUGUCGAUGAACAUUUUAAUUGUUUGCUGGAUUGUUUGGCCGAUUGGAAGCAGAAUGUAAAAGUUGGUGAUGAAAGUCUAUACGAUCGUAUAAUGGGUUUGCACAACGCAUUCCUAAAAACGACAGGGUUGAAAUGGACUGAGGAGGAAGAACGCAUGCUACAGUGGCAAAUAGGUAACGUGGAAUUUUCAUGUGGUUCAAAGUUGGAUGGAGUUUCGGCUCGUAACUGGGACCAGAAUGAAGCAGUAGCACAGUUUGCUGGUGUUCAUGCUUUACUAACUGACGGUACCUCGGAGUUAAUGCGUCGAUUGGCAGAAGGUACCGACAUUCGGUGUAAUCAUGAGGUUUCAAAAAUUGAAUGGCUGGGGCGAAAGAAAAUUCUCGUUAAAUGCAGUAAUGGAAAGAAGUAUUCAUGCGAUAAGGUUUUGGUGACUACUCCAUUAGCUGUGUUGCAAAAGGAAUUAAUUACAUUUGUUCCUGCCUUACCGCCAACAAAAACGGCAGCUCUAAAGAACUUAGGCGCAGGUCUAAUAGAAAAGGUAGCUGUGAAAUUUUCGCGACGUUUCUGGUUGUCCAUCUUGAAAAGCGACGGAACGUUGGAUUACUUUGGUCAUGUACCAAAAAGUGCUGAUGAAAGAGGGCUUUUCAAUAUGUUUUACGAUUUCUCAACUCGUGGAAAUAAAAAUCACCAUUAUGUUCUCAUGUCUUAUGUAUGUGGUGACUCGGUGAAUCUAGUAAAUGAAAAAAGUGAUGUGGAAGUGGUGGACAUUUUUGUGGACACUCUUCGCGAUAUGUUUCCGCAAGAGAAUAUCCCUGAUCCAGAAGGUUAUGUUGUGACACACUGGGGCCGGGAUCGUCACAUCGGUAUGUCAUAUACUUAUGUUCGAGUGGGUGGCAGUGGAGAUGAUUAUGAUAGGCUGGCAGAAGAUGUUGAUGGAAAACUGUUCUUCGCCGGAGAAGGAACGAAUCGUUUCUUCCCACAAACGAUGACUGGUGCUUGUGUAAGUGGUCUACGUGAAGCAGGGAAGAUUGCAAAUAGUUGGCUAAAGCAAACUUCGAAUUAG